GCAGAAAAGCAGUUGGAAUCGGAGUCCAAACCUGGCGAUGGUUCUGGAGAAGACUACAAACCACUACCUGGUGGUCCUGCUUCAUUGCAAGAUGAGCAGGUGCCUAUAUCACACAACGUUUACUGGAAGGAGUUAUCGAUGCUUGUGUAUGUCUGGGUGGCUUUUCUUAUUGUUCAGAUUGUUAAGACAUAUACUGAAACUUGCUCCACCAUGUUCUGGGUCCUGAACUCCUUGCAGGUACCAAUUGCAGUCUCCGUUACGCUCUUUGAAGCCAUAUGCUUAUGCAAAGGCACCAGGGUGAUUGCAUCCAAAGGAAAGGAAAUCACAAACUGGAAGUUGCAUCAGAUUUUUCUUUACUGCAGCUGUGGGAUAGUAGCUGGUAUGGUGGGUGGCCUACUUGGGCUGGGAGGCGGUUUCAUCUUGGGACCCCUUUUUCUUGAAUUGGGAAUUCCUCCUCAGGUAGCAAGUGCUACAUCCACAUUUGCAAUGCUAUUCUCAUCCUCCAUGUCAGUUGUACAGUAUUACCUUCUCAACCGUUUCCCAGUCCCUUAUGCUGCUUAUUUUGUUCUAGUUGCAACAAUUGCUGCAUUCACUGGUCAGCAUGUAGUGAGAAAGAUAAUUGCAGUUGUUGGGAGGGCUUCCAUUGUCAUCUUCAUACUAGCUUUGACCAUCUUUGUGAGCGCAAUCAGCUUAGGUGGGGUGGGGAUAGCAAAUAUGGUUGAGAAGAUGGAGAAUCAAGAGUACAUGGGAUUUGAAAAUUUCUGUCACCAGUCCUAAGUAUGUUGUGUAAUAUCCUAUUUGUUUGCUGUGGAAUUUGUCAACCCACAAUAACUAUUAUCCACACCACAAUCUACUUUAAAUAUUGUUGUAUAUUUUUCCAGUAAUUUUCUGGCAAAGAUUACUUUCUAUUUAUGUACUGGAUUUUCAAAUCAUUGUUCCACCAGUUCCUAAAACGUCGUCGUUUCCAACAUUGCAUUGUUAAUGAGAAUGUCCAUUAGAAUUCCAAUUAAAA
This is a messenger RNA of Prunus avium (sweet cherry), 1012 nucleotides long. Lineage: Eukaryota; Viridiplantae; Streptophyta; Magnoliopsida; Rosales; Rosaceae. The record is from RefSeq and is a predicted model, not a curated record.